Molecule: messenger RNA, 2343 nt
Organism: Phanerochaete carnosa HHB-10118-sp
Lineage: Eukaryota; Fungi; Basidiomycota; Agaricomycetes; Polyporales; Phanerochaetaceae
Exons: 1
Coding region: 138-2108 (656 amino acids)
Source: RefSeq, a predicted model, not a curated record
UGAGACGCUAAUAUGACCAGCGUGUAUUGACGACGUUCACACUUGGAGAGACAUCCAUCCGUGUCGAAGAUGGUCCAUGGUACACAGCUCCGACCCCUGAAUCUAAUACUGCCGACCUUUCUUCAUUCGUCAACUGCAUGGGUGUCCACCUCACAGACAACUCUCGCCGCCAGCCAUAUAGCGCCAUGAAAGCGCGUCGCGAAGUGUGGGGAAGGAUCAAGAUGUCAGAGUUGGGAGUUCCUCUCGACCGUCUCUUCACAUCCAAUGGACAAGGCAAAGCAUUCUCGCUUGUGCCGGAACCACGCUCGUCUAUCCCCUUCCAGUGGGUCCACUUCGGCCCCGGCGCCAUACCGAACAUCCUCGCAAACACCCCCUGCACUGCACUGAACAUCCCAGAGGCGCUGGAUCUACUCAACGAUAUCCUCGGGACCAGCCACCUGCUAACUAAGCCAGGGCUGGAACGGUGCCUCGACCACUUCCUCCGCAAUUCGCAAGACUUCGGCCAAGUUUAUGGCUCCCUACGAUGCCACUGGCGAUCCAACUUCACUCGGCUGCUCUCCGACCUUGCUGAAAAACGAACGGAGGACGAAGCGACGCGGCGAAACGCCUUGGAUGGCGACCAUAUCAGCAACUCGCAGGUGCCUCCACGGCGUGUGUGGGACCUCUACAGUAAUCGUGUCUUCCCCUACUAUGCCAUUGAUCUAGAUGAGGCCUCCCACACCCUUUGGACGAUAUCGCACAGCUGGGUACGCGAAAGCGCUCGCACUGAUGUCUGGACCCCUAUCAACGGCUACGAGUGGCCCGUCUCCAUUCCUAAACACAAAGACGCCAGUCUUAAUCACGUUCGGGUCGAGCUCCUCAACCUCGGCGCCGAGUAUGUUUGGUUGGACGUCCUGUGCUUAAGACAACGGGGAUGUCCGGAGAACGAGGAGCUGAGGAAGGAGGAGUGGAAGCUCGACGUUCCCACCAUUGGCUAUGUGUACUCAUUUCAGUACAGGCCGUGCGUCACGUAUUUUAAUGGGCUGGGCCUUCCUUUCGACCCGUCCCCGCGAGCACUAGCUUCCACUCGCCACUGGUGCAAACGCGUCUGGACGGUGCAAGAAGCUACCGACAAUUGGUUACCUGGUGGAGCCACCGGAGCGACCUCUGAGGACACGCGGCGUUUCUUCCGAGAGCACCUCCCACGAUCCAUUCCACGCAAGGGUCUGCUGUUUCUAGACCACAUGGCCUUCGCGGUUCAGGCGAUGCGGGGGCGUCACAGCACCACAGAGCUCGAUAGGGUCCACGGCCUCGCGUACAUCCUGGAUUGCGAGACGCUGCCGAUUUAUGACGAAGGGAUAUCACCGACGCUCGCUUGGAUCGCGCUUCUCAAGCAUAUGAGCCCAUUUUCACGAUGGCGGGUCGCCUUGCGCCACGCAAAGCGUUACCCAGACGAUACCUCAUUACUCCCUUCGUGGCGGGACUUUAUGCGAUGCGGGAGGAAGGAUACUGUUCAUCCCUCAGAUUACCUAUGGAGCUACUCGGACCUGCGCCUUCUGGACCCGUCUCGCGUGCACAUGCUUGAGACAGGGGCCUAUUUUCAUAAGGCUAUUUACUUGUUUGGCCCCGUUGUUAUCAAUCGCGAAGGGAAAGAAGACGAGUCCGGCUAUGAGAAACUCAAGCUCCAAGCUGCAGGCGCAAGCGGCGAUCUCUCUUGCUAUGAAAUCCGAAAAUGCAAGAUCCGCGGUACAUUUUCGCGAGACGUGAAGCACGUCAUCCUGAAACUCGCCUCGGACGUCUGGGUUGUCGCGGAGGUGAAUGGGGAGCAGCAGGUUGAGGGUAAGCUGGAGCUGGAGGUGAUUAAGCGAGGAUGCAUAUUUUUUCCAUCGGACAAAACUCCACGCCUUCAAUGGAGUACACGAUGUGUCGUGUAUAUCUCAGAGGGGGAGGACCGACGGCGGAAAGUAGUGUUUCGCAGACCAGUCACGCUCUUUGGACAACGUUCGGGCAAUACUUCUGCGUCUGAUAACGCGCCCCGUCGUGCCCUGCGCGCGCACUCCCGCAUACGCACCUUUUCGCGCGACCGCUUGCACCAGGCACCCAACGUCACCGCAACUGGCGCGCCAUGAAGCUCCUCACCCGAUCGUACCACAAUGCUCUCUCGCCGCCUCUCGCCACAUCUACCGUGCUUCCAAUCCGUGUUGUCGAGUUGAAACACACCGCCGCCCCCUUUGCAUUGGACGCAGCGUGUUUAAUAAUUUCUUAUGCCGUUCUUUGCUUUGCCUGUACUUUUUUUUACUCGCUAGCCUAUACUAGGACAUGUUGUAGUACCAGGCAAAAGAUGCCAACGUUCGUCUUAUGGCC